GGCCUGUGCGUCCGGGUAGGUCCUGGCACGUCCCGGCUUGGGUUCGGGCUUAAGUCCAGGCUCAGGUCCCAGUGCCCGGAGUCACAAGGCCGGUUUCUGGGUGGAGCGCACCCCUGUGCACGAGGCAGCUCAGCGGGGCGAGAGCCUUCAACUUCAGCAGCUGAUUGAGAGUGGAGCGUGUGUUAAUCAGGUCACCGUGGACUCCAUCACGCCCCUUCAUGCUGCCAGUUUGCAGGGCCAGGCCCAGUGUGUGCAGUUGCUGCUGGCAGCUGGUGCCCAGGCUGUCAACUUGCUUAGCAGAGCUGUCAGAAUCUGCGGCAGCACCUAUGCUGGUGCUCACAACGAAUACCGCUCUCUGUUCUCGGAGCUCACCUGGUGAGAGCAGAGCGAAGGCAGCGCACCAUUGCACCAUUUACUCUUCCCCAAAGCUAGCAAUGGAACAAGUUUCGCGGUUUUCACUGUGUAGAAGCCAAACUUCGGUGGAUGCGCGCAACAUUGAUGGCAGCACCCCUCUUUGUGACGCUUGUGCCUCAGGCAGCAUCGAGUGUGUGAAGCUCCUGCUAUCCUAUGGGGCGAAGGUCAACCCUCCUUUGUACACAGCGUCCCCGCUGCACGAGGCCUGCAUGAGUGGGAGUUCUGAAUGUGUGAGGCUUCUUAUUGAUGUUGGGGCCAACCUGGAAGCUCACGAUUGCCAUUUCGGGACCCCUCUCCAUGUUGCCUGUGCACGAGAGCAUUUGGACUGUGUCAAAGUGUUGCUCAAUGCAGGGGCCAAUGUGAAUGCAGCGAAACUUCAUGAGACCGCCCUUCACCAUGCAGCCAAAGUAAAGAAUGUCGACCUCAUUGAGAUGCUCAUAGAGUUUGGAGGCAACAUCUACGCCCGGGACAACCGGGGGAAGAAGCCCUCGGACUACACCUGGAGCAGCAGCGCCCCGGCCAAGUGCUUUGAGUACUAUGAAAAGACACCUCUUACACUCUCACAGCUCUGCAGGGUGAGCUUGAGGAAGGCCACUGGUGUUCGAGGGCUAGAGAAAGUCGCCAAGCUAAACAUCCCUCCGCGGCUCAUCGACUACCUUUCCUAUAACUGAGCUGCAAAGCAGGGGCUGGAUAGGCUGGUGACUUGCCUGGCUAUCGCCUUGCUGUGCCUAGCCUUGGGCCCUAAGGAGUUCUGCCUGGUUCUCUGAAACACUGUCGUUGCUAUAGAUAGAUUGACGCUGCUGCGCUGUGUUCUUUUUGGCUGUCCUUUGGACGUCUUCCUCUGAACCCCGGGGAAGAUCUCUGAAGCACCAGGUGGCCUGUGUCUGACGUCACAGUUGUGGAUGUUGCUAGUCUUCUGGAACUAAUGCUGUCAUUCUAGGCUGGGCUCAGUUCUUCAGCUUUCCUCUUGUCACUGCUUCCCUCUAAGGCACCCAAGACAGGCAGUUCAAGGUGCACAGGGAAUGCUGGGAACUCAGGACACUGAUGUUGAUUUUCCUAUAUCUGGGUGCCAUGCCGCAGAAGCAUCAGGUUCUAAGCACCUGACCCAGUGACCUGGAAUGACCA
Molecule: messenger RNA, 1539 nt
Organism: Myodes glareolus (Bank vole)
Lineage: Eukaryota; Metazoa; Chordata; Mammalia; Rodentia; Cricetidae
Gene: Asb13
Product: ankyrin repeat and SOCS box containing 13
Biological process (GO): protein ubiquitination; intracellular signal transduction; positive regulation of protein catabolic process
Molecular function (GO): protein binding
Source: RefSeq, a predicted model, not a curated record